UCUACCUGCAGCUAGACCUGUCGUUGCGCCGGCUCCAAGUCGAGCUUCCGGAUGCUCUUGUGGACCUGCGCUGAUUAUGCCAUUGCUCAGACAACUUUCUGCGACCAGCUCCAGGAUCCCACUAGCAAAUUGUUAACGCAAUCCACAUGGGAAUGGCCGGAUCUAAGGAGUCCAUGGCGACACUAUGCGAGUCCUGCAGGAGGUAUAAAACCUCUGCAAAGCCGCCGAAGCUCCGCCUUUCACUCCCUCCACACGAAAUCAACAAUUGAACAGUCGAGCUCUUUCCUUAGCUCCUCAAAUCGACUCACGCUUUCUUUCGUGAGUCAACAGCCAGAAUGUCCGAUCUUAAAGCUACUGUGGCGGAAACGUCCAACGGCUUUCACGUUGAGGGCUACGAGAAGAUCGAAUAUGAUUUCACAUUCAUCGACAAUGUUUUCGAUACACGCAAGCCGGAACUUGCCAAGUGCUAUGAGCGCUGGGGCAGGGCCCUGGCAGUCAUGGACACCAACAUUUUCAAUGUCUAUGGCGAGCAGAUGCAGCAAUACUUCGACCACUACAACAUUGAGCUUCAGGUCCACAAGACCAUGAUCGGCGAGAAGGCCAAGAGCAUUGAUACCUUCUUGAGCAUCGUGGACUCGAUGACCAAGUUUGGCAUCUACCGAAAGGAGCCGGUUCUCGUUAUCGGAGGUGGCUUGGUCACUGAUGUCGCUGGUUUUGCUUGCGCCGCUUACCGCAGAAACACAAACUUCAUUCGCAUCCCCACUACUGUGAUCGGCUUGAUCGAUGCCUCAGUCUCGAUCAAAGUUGCUGUAAACUACGGCAACUACAAAAACCGCCUGGGCGCCUACCACGCACCGAUCCACACCUUCCUCGAUUUCACUUUCCUCCGCACUUUGCCAGAGGCACAGAUCCGCAAUGGCUUCGCGGAGCUGAUCAAGAUCUCCUCUUGUGCACACUUGCCAACGUUUGACUUGCUUGACAAGUAUGCCGAGCAAAUCAUCAAGACUGGCUUUGGUCGUUCUGAUGAUACCACCGAGGAGGUUACCAAGGCUUGUGACGAGAUCAACAGAGCUGGCAUCCACGAGAUGCUGAAGUUGGAAACCCCAAACUUGCACGAAAUCGGCCUCGACCGCGUGAUUGCUUAUGGCCACACCUGGUCGCCACUCCACGAGUUGGUGCCCGAUGUUCCCCUUCGCCACGGCCACGCCAUUUCUAUCGAUAUGGCAUACUCUGCCACGCUUGCCCACAUGCGUGGCAACCUGCCAGACAGCGACUACAAGCGUCUGCUCGAUCUGUUCUCCCGCACUGGCCUGUCCAUGGACCACGAGGACUUCACCGAGGAGGUCCUCGAGAAGGCUACUGCUGCUAUUCUGAAGACUCGUGACGGCAAGCUGCGAGCUGCUAUCCCAAGCCCACUUGGGAGCUGCGUCUUCUUGAACGAUGUUGAGAAAGAGGAGAUGAACGAGGCGCUUCGCAAGCACAAGGAGAUUUGCAAGUCUUACCCACGUAAUGGACUGGGUAUCGAGGCCUUUGUCGACAGCAGUGACACUGGCUACACUUUGAACAACAAGGCAGUCGAUGCCACUGCAGGCACCAAUGGCCACGCAAAUGGCUCUUCUGCUGGUCUCAAGAAAAUCAAUGUCAUCAACGACGACACAAAGCAAGCUAUCACCAAUGGCACAAAUGGUCACACCAACGGUGUCAACGGACAUGCCAACGGCAAUGGAGUUGCCGUCAAUGGCGUCAAGGCUGCGAAGAAGGCAGCAUCGGGACCUGAGGGUGUUGAUGGCCUUCAGAAUGGCGUAAACGGCCAUGCCGUCAAUGGAACGAGCUAAACAGUUCUCUAUAGAAAUAGAACAUCAUGGCUCAAGAUGAUGAUUACAUAGAAGCCUCUCGCAGAAGAGAGCUACGAACUAUUCC
Cercospora beticola is the source of this 1920-nucleotide messenger RNA. RefSeq names its product sedoheptulose 7-phosphate cyclase. Gene Ontology annotation, molecular function: 3-dehydroquinate synthase activity. The record is from RefSeq and is a predicted model, not a curated record. Gene Ontology annotation, biological process: antibiotic biosynthetic process. NCBI's taxonomy places the organism in Eukaryota, Fungi, Ascomycota, Dothideomycetes, Mycosphaerellales, Mycosphaerellaceae.